AUGGCGGCAAUGGCUUCAAUGAUGAUGAAAGCACCCGGAGCCCUUAACUGCGGGGCAGUCAAAACGAAUAGUGUGCGUCAUAUCAGUAGUAGCCUCCAAGUCAAGUGCAUGGCUGCAAAGGUGAGCAGGAAAUUUGGCGACCUGUUUGCGUUCUCAGGGCCUGCGCCGGAGAUCAUCAAUGGAAGGGCGGCUAUGUCGGGGUUCGUGUCGCAAUUGAAUAGUGGAGGACUGUCGUGGUUUACGUUAACUGCAGGAUUAAUGACGGUGGGGACACUGGUGCCCCUGUUCAAUGGAAUAUCGGAGGAGAGCACGUCGCAGCCAAUAUUUUCAUCCACAGCAGAAAUGUGGAAUGGGCGCUUUGCUAUGCUCGGCCUCCUCGCAUUGGCUUUCACUGAAUACGUCAAGGGUGGACCGCUUGUAUAA
Messenger RNA from Cryptomeria japonica (Japanese cedar), 423 nucleotides. RefSeq names its product early light-induced protein 1, chloroplastic-like. The transcript is spliced from 2 exons. The coding region runs from base 1 to 423 and encodes 140 amino acids. Lineage: Eukaryota; Viridiplantae; Streptophyta; Pinopsida; Cupressales; Cupressaceae. The record is from RefSeq and is a predicted model, not a curated record.